AUGGAUAUUAAACACAAAAUCGGUAUAGCGAAUUUCUCCCGAAGCCGCAGAUCUGCCGAUGACAGUAACUCGCUGCAAUUCGAACCUGGCUCGCUGCGGCACACGAGUCACGUGAGCACGAGUCUGAAAAGUCUCCUUCAAAAUGCCGCUUCUCAAAAUUCGCAAGUUCCGCUUUCUACAGAUGAUGUUGAAAUAACAACAGAAACAGAAACCUCAACGACAGUCGAAACAUCGACAACGACAAGUGAGCUUUCCUCGGUUGACGAGGAAUCCGACAAGUUUGGCGCCGAGCAGGAGCCAAACUCGUUUGUUCACGAAAUGAUGAUCCAGAGCGCGAGAAGAUUGCCCAACGAUGACUUUGAGCUUCCUGACUUUGAAAUCUGCCCAAUUCUGCCAGAUCUUCCCGGCGAGUCUGGAAGCAUUCGAAAAGUCAGGGACACCGAGCGCGCCAAGGUCAAUCGUCGAAUUGAUGAGCGUCUAAAAAUCUACCAGAACCGCACUGACUGUGUUUACGAUUGUCACGUGGGCUGUCCUGAAGGAUGGUUCAAGCUUCCUGGAAUGAAGGAAUGCAGACCUCGUCUCAACUGCACCCAAAUCAAAAAGCAACUGCCGACGAAAGAUCGAUAUCUCAUUGGUGGUGGCGGAGUUAAACGAAUCUACACUGCCGAUUUAAACGGAAGCGCUGUCGUUAUUGCCCGAGUAAAGCGCUUUAAAUUCAACCAGUAUUUGGAAUCGAUGAUCGACCUUCAACAAACCGGCGUUGUUGCCCAAUUGAUUGGAGUCUGCGAAGAACCGGCCUGGCCAGAAGUAGUCCUCCAAUACCAUUCUCUUGGUUCUCUUCUGUCCGUCAGCCAGUUGCCAAACGAUCUCGAUCUCCGCUGGAGAGUUGUGAUGAGCUACCUCGACGUUGUCAACAAGCUCCACACUCAAGUGCCAAGAGCACCGAGAGUUCUCUGUGACGCUUCGAGGACGGAAAUAACUCUUUCACAGUUUCUCCUCACGGAUGACUUUCAAGUCGUUCUCAACGACGUGGACGAGCUCAUUGCUGCUUCCCAGGAUGGAACCGUCAGAUGUAACUGUAACAUUAUCCGAGGCGGCUCAGAAAUAGAAGAAAACAUGGGCUGCUUGGUGCCUCCAGAACAAAAACAAUGCGGAUUAGGCAUCUUUUACACGGAGAAAAUUGAUAUUUGGAAGAUUCCGGACAUCACCAAAGCGAUUUUGGGCGAAUCAGAAGAAGCAACAGACGUAUGGAACAAACUUUACAGAAUUCAUCAAGAAUGCAAGCUGGACGAGCCCCUCUCGCGGCCCGAAAUUGGCACUGUCGUCGAUAAAUACUUAGAAGUCCAACAGCAAUUUAACAUUAAUCCAGGCCUAUAA
Molecule: messenger RNA, 1377 nt
Organism: Oikopleura dioica
Lineage: Eukaryota; Metazoa; Chordata; Appendicularia; Copelata; Oikopleuridae
Source: the annotation of a GenBank genome assembly